AAGGGUAUGGAAAAACUAUGGAUAUUCAUUAUUUUAUCAACAGCACUGCUCAAAGGUGCUGAUACUUUGCGGAGUAAAAAAUCAGUGAUCACCUCGCUACGUGCAAAAUGGCCUCAUACCUCAUUUAUUGCUGAAACCAGUGAAUUCAUUGCGCAGGAAGGAGAUGUUUUGUUCUGGAGGUAUCUCGAUGCGAUAGCUGAAAAAAUUAAUGUUGAUGAAUGGAGUACAUACAGUGAUGCCAAACAACAUGAUUUGGCGAUACGUUUAGCGGCUGGUCUACUAGAAGAGCCGCGUGUAAAUUUGCUCAAAUUUUCACUAUCUUUACGUGCUCAUUCGCCAGCUGUGCAGCUCUUUCAAGAGGUAACAACCUGA
Molecule: messenger RNA, 372 nt
Organism: Gongylonema pulchrum
Lineage: Eukaryota; Metazoa; Nematoda; Chromadorea; Rhabditida; Gongylonematidae
Source: the annotation of a GenBank genome assembly